This is a messenger RNA of Toxoplasma gondii ME49, 1503 nucleotides long. Its product is annotated as NLI interacting factor family phosphatase. Bases 1 to 1503 code for a protein of 500 amino acids. Gene Ontology annotation, molecular function: phosphoprotein phosphatase activity. Lineage: Eukaryota; Apicomplexa; Conoidasida; Eucoccidiorida; Sarcocystidae. The transcript is spliced from 6 exons. The record is from RefSeq and is a predicted model, not a curated record.
AUGGCUUCAACAUACGUGAUUCGUGUUUCCUUUCCUUUUUCUCGGGCGUUAUCUGCGUCAGGGGCGCCUUCGCUUGUCGCUCCCGCGAGACAACUUCCCCACACAGACUCUGCGGCGUCUCUUUCUUCUUCCAGUUUUGCGUCCGCGCCCUCUCGUCUCGCUUCUUCUCUUCCACUUGCUUCUUCUCGCUCUGGAUGCCUUUUUGCUGCGUCCUCUCUUUCUUCUUCUCGCCGCGCUGCCCGCUGGUCUCAGAGAGGCGUCUGGACCUUGGGCGCGUCCUCUGCUCACCUUCUAUCUCCUUCUUCUUCUUCCUCUCUCUCUGCGUCGUCUUCUCCGGCUUCUUCACUCCUGGGAAGCUGCAUGCAGGCGACGCGGUGUGCAACCUCAGUCGCCUCGUCUCCUCCUUCUCCAGCUUCUUCUUCUCCUUCCUCUCCUUCUUCAGAGGGCACUCAGGUACCGAGUGAAUCAGGCCCAAGCGAGGCUGAGGCGCGAGGGCCAGUGAGGAGCGGCUCGGAGUCAAGAAGUCCUGAUGACGUUGCAAAGCAGGGAGGAGAGAAGAACUCUCAACGUAAUGAGUCAUCUGAGCAUGGCAACGAGGUGGACGGCUCGCGGACCGAAGGGCGCUUCUCAGCGAUCUUCUUGUCCAGUCUUCUCUUGGGCGGACUGAUCGUGGAAGGAGGUCGAGUCUACGAACGCGUUGUUAGAGAGAAAAGGACUUUCUCAGAGGCUUUUUUCGCUGAAAUUCGCGACCUCGAUUCCCAAAUGAGCAAGUGGAACGAGCAACUUCACAUCUAUCUCGACCAGAAGAUUGGUACCGGCAAGAAGGAGGCAGAGCCGCUCUUGCCGGACCUUGCGGAGAUCAACGCACCGGACUUGAUGCCGACGCUGGUCUUGAACUUCGACAACGUCUUGGCAUCUAUCGCUUACGACCCUGUGAAGGGAUACAUUGUGAGGAAGCGUCCCGGCGUCGAUGCCUUCCUGUCGACACUGGCAAACUUCUACGAGCUGGUGCUUUGGAGCGACCAUCCCUUCCCGUUCAUUGAGGAUCUGCUCCGAGCGCGUCUCGAGUGGCCGAUCUCCUUCACGCUCUAUCAGGAGAACAUGGAUCGCCGGGGCUCCUCCCGCUAUCGGAACCUGGAGCGCCUCGGUCGCCGCAUGGACCGCGUGCUGUACAUCGACAUCGACGGCUCCGUGCUACCCUCGACACAAAUGCGAAACUUUAUCAAAGUGACUCCUUUCCACGGCGAAGCACAAGAGAUGCUUGAAGACCAUGCGUUGCCUGAGUUGACGGACCUUCUUAUCGGCGCGGCCGUCUCGGCAGGCGACGUGAGAGAAAUGCUUCUUCGCUAUGGAGGGGGCGCCGACGGGAACGUCGGAAAGCGGUUUCUCCUCGAGAAGAUCGACGCAGAGAAACGCGCGAAUCAAAGAAGGAGCAUCGGACGCGUCUUCGGUCUAAGUGGCGCACCUGGCCCCCAGCAGAGACAAAAGUGGGAAAAGGCCUAG